AUGCAGCUCCUCUAUUCGAAACCAAUCAUGAACGUAAAUUUUAUCAACGGUCCAAUGCUCGUCAACAAUUCACAACUCUUUGCUAAGUACGAACAUGUUGGUUACUCUCUACCAAUGAUGUCUCCACGAAUGCAUUUACCUAUGGACGCCAAACCACGUAAGCGAAGAACAAAUCACAGUCUUGUUGCUACAAUGGAUCCAGUUGCUGUUGCCAGACGUAACGAAAGGGAACGAAAUCGCGUAAAACAAGUGAAUGAUGGGUUUGAUUCUCUGCGUAAAAAGGUCCCGUUUCUACCGGACAAAAAAAAGCUGUCCAAAGUGGAAAUUCUACGUUAUGCUAUGAUGUACAUUCGAGAUUUGAAAAGCAUAGUGGAAGAAUACGACCAGAAUAAUGUUAAUAAAAGAAAAAAUUCCGAGUCUUCAAAUUUAAGUGAAGAGGGCUCGAUUGAAGAUCGAAAUGAGUUACCUUCCUCAAGUUGA
This is a messenger RNA of Hydractinia symbiolongicarpus, 480 nucleotides long. Its product is annotated as achaete-scute homolog 1a-like. The record is from RefSeq and is a predicted model, not a curated record. Gene Ontology annotation, molecular function: DNA-binding transcription factor activity, RNA polymerase II-specific; RNA polymerase II transcription regulatory region sequence-specific DNA binding; protein dimerization activity. The transcript has a single exon. Bases 1 to 480 code for a protein of 159 amino acids. Gene Ontology annotation, biological process: developmental process; regulation of transcription by RNA polymerase II. NCBI's taxonomy places the organism in Eukaryota, Metazoa, Cnidaria, Hydrozoa, Anthoathecata, Hydractiniidae.